Messenger RNA from Cylas formicarius (sweet potato weevil), 1412 nucleotides. Its product is annotated as probable maleylacetoacetate isomerase 2. Gene Ontology annotation, molecular function: maleylacetoacetate isomerase activity; glutathione transferase activity. Bases 677 to 1333 code for a protein of 218 amino acids. The record is from RefSeq and is a predicted model, not a curated record. Gene Ontology annotation, cellular component: mitochondrion; cytoplasm. NCBI's taxonomy places the organism in Eukaryota, Metazoa, Arthropoda, Insecta, Coleoptera, Brentidae. Gene Ontology annotation, biological process: glutathione metabolic process; L-phenylalanine catabolic process. The transcript has 4 exons.
CGUACGCGCACAUUGACCAGGCCUCAAAAUUUUGUUACAUAAUUGCUUCACAAGUUCCUGUACUAUUGGCAUGGGCAGGACCUCCAUAUGUCUAGUAGCUAUAUGGUUUUACCAGAAAGCGCGGUUGCAACAUUCUUGUAUUCGGAUACUCUUUUACUCUUGAAGAUAGAAAAGAAUCCCGCAGAUUGACUCGAAACAAAAUAACGCUGCUAUUAAUAGAACGUAAAACGCGCUUCUUAUCGCGACAGAUAGCACGGCGUCGCACUUGCGCGCGACAUCCUUCCGAGCCGUUCCCACCGCGAAAUGUAAAUUUCGUUUUUUUUUCUUUUAUUUCUACGCGAGAAACGGCCGAACACAAUACAUAAUGGGAACGAAACGUCGUUAUUGAAUAGCGAAAACUAGUUUGCGAAAACCCGUCGCAGGCGGCCGGGUCCGAUUUGCGUACGCACACGUGCGUGCCUGAGAACGACGGCAUCGAGGUUGGCCGCGUUGGGAAAUACGCGAGCGCGGGAUCGAGCUGGCGUGGACGGUUUCGCGAAAAGGGACAAACAAAAGAGGAGGACCGGCAAAUUCGAGAAUUUUGGGGUUAGGAUUCGCGUUCGACCGAUGGACGGCGAUUAGGGAGAGUAGCCGCGACCGUCUUCGGUUUGUUUAGUUUUAGUUUUGUCCUUUUGAAAUGUCGUCGUUGCUCGGGAAGCCGAUUUUGUACUCGUACUGGAGGAGCUCGUGCUCUUGGAGGGUCCGUAUUGCUUUGAAUCUGAAAGAAAUCCCGUACGACGUGAAACCGAUAUCCCUGAUCAAGGCCGGCGGCGAGCAACAUUCGAACGAGUUCAGGGACGUUAAUCCCAUGGAACAGGUCCCAGCUUUGCAUAUAGAUGGGGUCACCCUCGUCGAAUCGCUGGCCAUUCUGCAUUACUUGGAGGAGACCCGUCCCCAAAAACCACUACUUCCGCUGGACUGUAUUAAAAGAGCCAGGGUACGAGAAAUAUGCGAGGUGAUAGCGUCCGGGAUCCAGCCGCUUCAGAAUCUCACCGUUCUGAUUUACGUCGGUGAAGAGAAGAAAAACGAAUGGGCCAAACACUGGAUCAACCGCGGCUUCAGGGCGGUGGAGAAACUUUUGGCUGCCAGCGCCGGAAAGUACUGCGUCGGAGACGAAAUAUCCAUAGCAGAUUGCUGCUUGAUCCCGCAGGUGUUCAACGCGCGCCGAUUCCACGUAGACUUGAGACCUUUCCCCACCAUUUUGAGGAUAGACAGGGAACUGGAAAACCACCCGGCCUUCAUGGCCGCCCAUCCCAGCAACCAGCCCGAUUGUCCCCCGGAAGCCAUUAAAUAAAUCUUUUAUUUUAUUAUAUUUUAUUAUUAUAUACGAACGAAUUAUGUUUAAGAUGUGAAGUUUUACGAAUAAUGAUUGC